Molecule: messenger RNA, 1420 nt
Organism: Pocillopora meandrina
Lineage: Eukaryota; Metazoa; Cnidaria; Anthozoa; Scleractinia; Pocilloporidae
Source: the annotation of a GenBank genome assembly
AUGUGUAAAGUGACAGACUUCGGAAUGGCCAGAGAUGUGCUGCAGGAAAAUAUUUAUGAACGAAAGACUAAGGUAAUCAAGAAAAAGGGGAGGUGAGGGCGGUAUUACAUUUCGUUCAGUUUAGUGAUCUUUGACAAUCAUUGUUGUGGUAAAGCUGAUAUAUUCCUGAUUUCGAUCAUGAAUUCCUUGGGAACUUCAUGAAAUUAUUAGCCAUGUGUAUACGAGUAUAACUUUAAAUAUCACUGUUUUUGACUAGUCGCUUCCUAUAAUUCUCGAGCCGUUUCACAAAGUGAUAUUUAAAAUCUUUAGGGCCGUCUUCCCGUGAAGUGGACAGCUUAUGAGGCCUUAUUGUAUGGUAAAUAUACCACCAAAAGUGACGUGUAAGUAUACCUGAUUAUUACCCGUAGCAGUUUAUCAACGAUUUUAUUAUUUUAAUCAAAACUUGAAUUCUAUGCUUUGUCAAAGAAUACAUUUAUUUUAUUUGUCGUUUAUACUGUUUAUGUCUAUAGUCAAUUAAUUUAUAUUCGUUUGAUUUGUCUUUCUGCAGAUGGAGUUAUGGAGUUUUGUUGUACGAGAUUUUCAUUAUAGGUAACAUCGAAUGGAAUUUUAUGAGGCUCUGUAGAUGUUUUUUGCGUUAUACCAUGUGUAAUUAAACAAUGUAUCGUGUUCAGUUAGACGAACGUUAUGAGCUUCAAACUACAUCUAAUGACAAAGGUGGUGUUUCAGUGAAGGUCUUUUUUCGUCACAUUUAUAUUUCGAUGGUCGAUGGUCUUGUGGUUCUUCCAGGCGGUUUACCUUACCCACGAAUGGAUGGAAGAAAUAUUGCAAACUUACUCCAGGAUGGAUACAGGAUGCCUAAACCACAACACGUCGAUGAAAAAUUGUAAGUUUUCUUUGUUACUCGUUCUCCCUCAUCGUACAAGGAAACUUCUUUAAAUCUUUAACAGAUCAUUUGAACGAUGCCUGGUAUCAGAUCAUGAUGAAAUGCUGGAAGAAUGACCCAGACGCAAGACCAACUUUCACUGAAUUGAAAAAUCAGCUUAAGGACAUGGAAACCCUACACAAGGUCAGAAUUUUGAUCAAAAUGAAAGUUUCUUUUCACGUAGGACCAUUGAGCCUAAACAGCGUAGUAAUAUGAACUCAUCUCUGUAAUUUUUACGAAGUUUGGAUUGCAUCUUUUUGUUAAAUCACUGAAGCUAGUACUCCACGAAAAACAUCAAAGAAGUGAACUAGAAUGUUUCAAUGACAAUUAACACUUGAUGGUUAUUUAAAAGAUCAUAGGAUGAUUGCAAAACUGGAUAACCACCUAAAACUUUUUUAAUGGUGCUGAUUAUUAUAUUAUUUUUCUCUGCAGAAGCUAAUUGACAUGAAAAUGUACGACAAGCAAUUGUAUGCAAACGUCGAGGAUUUAACGGUGUAG